CAAGUUACCGAGAACGCAUUAGAGCGCAGCAGUGUAUUGGGAAGACUCAUAAGGCUUCUAGUAGUCUUUGCUAUUUGUAAACCGAGAUAUUUGUUUUCCGAAUACACGCGUGUCUUUCCUGUUACAGAAGAUUUUUGUGUAUCCGGAAGACCGCACAGUAACCGCAAGCUUGCUACCCACUCAAGGCAGGUACUGCUUUCAGCACCGGAGCUAUCCAAGCCGCGCGGCUGUCAAUCGUAAACCGUCAAGAUAAAGUGCGUCCUCCGAACUAGACAAGGGCGAAGUGACUGUCACGCACAAACAGGAAACAAAAAUACUCCGAUAAUCAGAAGAGUUGCAAUGCUAUACAUAUACAUUUAAGGGAAAGGAAAUCAACUCCCGAAGUGCUCUCCGGUUCCAUCCAGCCAUGGGCGUGCUCAUGUCCAGGAAGCAGCAGGUGGAGAAGGUGCAGAAGUGCAACACGGUGAUUUCGGCGUUUAAGGAGGGGCUACGGGACCGCCCGGCUCCGCCCAGCCACGCGGACGAGCCCGCGGGGGGCGUGGCCAGGGGAGCAGACUCCGCCCCCUGGCCUCGCAGGACGACGGAGGAGAACGAGCCGAAGGAGGAGGGGGGAAACCCCAAGCCCUCCAGUGCGCAGCAGCCCUCGGCCCCGCCCAAGGAAGAGGCCAGGGCCAAUCAGGAGUCCUGGUCCCGACUGCGCGACGGAAAAGGGGUGGAGCCUGAGGAGAUGGACAGGAUGAAUCAGCUGACGCCCCCUGCUUUCGUUCGGCCGAAGAAGGAUGCCAAGGAUGAGCAGCCCCUGGAGGUGGACCUCAGCCAGAGAGAGCAGCCGGCGGACGAGGAGAUGUGUGAGGUGUGUGAGGUGUGGACGGCGGACGACCUGUUCCCCUGCCGGACGUGCAGGCGGGUCUUCCACGACGGCUGCCUGCGGGAGAUGGGCUACCUCAGUACCGCCGCCCUGCAGGAGAUGAGGGAGAGCGCACACACCGCCACCGGGUGGAGCUGUUACUACUGCGACAACGUCAACCUUCUCCUGACUGAAGAAGAAAUGUACAGCCUGCUGGACACCUUCAAACGAUGCAAGAUAAUUCCAGAGUCCUGCCUGGGGUCAGACGACUUCCUGCACUACAAGCAGCUGCUGGAGAAGGACCUGUCCGACGAACAGGAAGAGGAAGUGAUGGCGCAGUUUUCUGCGCUGGACCCCGAGAAGAGAGGCAGCGUGGGAUGGACUGACUUCCUGUACCACGAGUCUCUGGGGGUACUCAGAAAGUUCCGCACAGCGAAUUCUCUGGUGAGGCUGCUCACUGCCAAAGAGCGGGACCGGGCGCGGGCCGUGUUCGGGGGUCUGGACCUGGACAGGGACGGUCUGAUCACGUGGAGAGAGGUCCAGAGGGCCCAGCAGUCCUGGUUCCAGAAGCACGCCAAGGAGUCGCAGUCCUGCAACGUGAGACUGACGCGUCUCUGUUCCCCCGUGCUGAAUCUGAGCAUCAGCCAUGUAGGACCCAUCUCAGAGAACAGCCCCACCAGCUCCAUCAGUGGGCGGAGUCAAGAGAAAGCACCAAUCACCUCUGAGAAGGAGGAUAACAGGUCUACUGACACAAUUAAAAAGCUACACGUGUCCUGGCAGGAGUUUCUGAAAGAGAGCGCCAUCUACAUCCUGGCAGCCCGCCCCAACAGCCCUGCUCUGCACCUCUGCCCCCCUCUAUAACCCCCCCAUAACCCCGCCCCCCAUCUAUAACCCACCCCCCCACCUCUGUAACCCCGCCCCCCAAGCCCUCGAGGUGAAAGCGGAUUGGACGGCCCAGAGAAAGCAGCUGGAUCCUGGAGUGACGUGGGCUGUGGAGACAUGGUGACUCGCAGGAACUGCAGGAGAAGAGGAAGCUGACGACGCGAUGGCACACAGACGUUCUUCUUUUUCUCUGCAGAAGCCGAGACUGAGACAGCUCAGCCUCUUUCUCCUGGCUGUCGGUUCCUCUGCUGACCUGCCGAUCGCUUCUCAGAUACACUGCAUGCCGGGACAAAACAAGAGCAAGGUGUAUCUGAAGACAGUUCCCCAAUUUGUCCUGCUUUAGCACUUGUGUUGAGGCACUGCUGCCUGACUCUUUGAAAUCGAUCGCGAUAAACAUGUCUAGGUUAAGAGUACGGUAUCAGCUCCUUAAGCCUAUAACAUAUAUUGGGGUUUGUUUUAAUGUAUGCUUUGCUACAACCAUAAUCAUAACUGUAAUGUAAUGGAAAAAGCACAUUUAAGCACUGACACUAAAACUGAAUAGGAUACAGUGAUACUGACUUUGCACUUAAGAUGUUUUUUUUUUGUAUAUAAUGACUUAAGAAUGUUUACCGCAUGCUCCCUGAAGGUAUUAUGUGGGCUUUGUUUUUAUCUGAAAUGUGUUUUGAGGACAUACAGGACGAUUUAAGGACACAUUAUCUUGAGAUAAGGCACUGGUUCCCAAAACCUGGAUCUGGGAACCUAUCUUGUGAUCAGUUAACAGUGUUGAAAACGUGUUUGUUCGGCAAUGCAGGUUUGCUUUGGCUGUGAACUCAAUAGUUCAACCACACAUUAGUUUGCUUCUGUGGCCUGGCUUUCACUAUUUCAGUAAUUAGGACCAAACUGAUUUGACCUGCCGAUUUAUAAUUGAAUAAUUUAAAAAUGUAACAUAGGAUUGAUUGCACAUAUAUAUAGCACAUUACAGAGAAUGGAAGCUUUUGUUGACUGAUUACAUCUCCUGGGAUGUAAAUAUGGGUGUAAAUAUUUAUUAUUCAUAGUGCACAGGGAUAUUUCUGACAUAAUAUGGCCUUAAGAGUAAAUUAUCCUGCAUGUAUGUCCAAUGAAGAGCAGAUGGCAGAUUAUUAAUAUUCAGAGGUUGUAAUAUUGGUUGUAAACCAGUAUACACAGUGGCACCCUCGCUGAUAUAAGUAAAAUAAAUAUUGCAUUCAAAGA
Anguilla rostrata (American eel) is the source of this 2938-nucleotide messenger RNA. RefSeq names its product PHD finger protein 24-like. Lineage: Eukaryota; Metazoa; Chordata; Actinopteri; Anguilliformes; Anguillidae. Gene Ontology annotation, molecular function: transcription corepressor activity; calcium ion binding. The record is from RefSeq and is a predicted model, not a curated record. The transcript has 9 exons. The coding region runs from base 407 to 1708 and encodes 433 amino acids. Gene Ontology annotation, cellular component: nucleus; cytoplasm.